AUGGAUAAGAACCUUGCCUAUCCAGCACGCUCGCUGUCGGGGAUGCUAAAGAGGGAACUUGUGCAGGAGCUCCUGGAAGAACGAAAACGGGGUGCUGAAUAUGACCAGAAACUGGACGAGCUGGCGAUGAUGAGUGAGGUUCAAAAAGAAAAGGUUAAACUGCUAAAACAAUUGGAAGAGGAAAAUCAAAUAGCUGACGAUUUGCGCCAAAGGAUUGAGGCCCAUCAACUAACAAUCAAUUCCGAGAUGGCCGAGCUGGGGGCGAAGCUGCAGGAAAUAAGUCAAGAAAAUAGAUGCUGCAUUUGUUUAGCGCAAUGGUUGGCGAAGAGCGACCAUCGCCUGGUUUCCCUAAAAUGCGGCCACCUUUACGGGGAAAAAUGCAUUCGCACCUACUUGCAGCAGUCAAAUCGAUGCCCAGAAUGCAGGGUUCUAGUCCUCGAAAUAGACAUCCGUCCAGUCAAUCUUGUUAAAGCCUCAAAAUACAAGUGA
Drosophila takahashii is the source of this 489-nucleotide messenger RNA. RefSeq names its product E3 ubiquitin-protein ligase RFWD3. The record is from RefSeq and is a predicted model, not a curated record. Gene Ontology annotation, molecular function: ubiquitin-protein transferase activity. Gene Ontology annotation, biological process: interstrand cross-link repair; protein ubiquitination. Gene Ontology annotation, cellular component: nucleus. Lineage: Eukaryota; Metazoa; Arthropoda; Insecta; Diptera; Drosophilidae.